UGUUUUCCCUCCCUCAAACAGCUCCACUUUGAUCUCUCCUUGGCCCUGGCCAUUCAUGACUGCCUCAUACCUUUCUUUGGCCUCUGUGGUGUAAAUUCAGCGGAUCGCAUUUACAGAGGGCACCGAAUACAUGCUGAAGGGAGGAGUAGCAAAUACCCAUGGGGGCAGAGCAAACUGAAGGGGAGUUCAUGAACUAAAUGUAAAGUUCUGGCCCUCCUCCCGCGCAGGAAAUAGAGAGAGCUCUGGUGUGAAGUGUGCGUAACAGAAUAACAGCAGCAUCCAGAUUAAAGUUAAAUUAUGUUCAUUUGCUGGCUUUUAAUACAUCCUCAUUAUUUUUUUCUUCUUCUGACCCAGUACUAUAGUUGCCUCGGGGAAGAUAUGGGCUCAGGAUUAGGAGAAUGAUAUUGUUUCUGAGUGGAUCACAAUACAAAAAAAUUAACCACCUCCAUACAUUAUUAUGCCAGUUCCCCCUGUGGCACCUUCAAAGAAUUCCAGUUCUUCGAAAGACUGAGAGAACCUGGGAAAGGGCCUCUAGGAUGGCUUUUGGCAGCUUGUGUUUGACCUACACCCAGCGUUCUCAGUCUAUCAAUGUACCUGUGAGAUGGCUAUUUAGCUCACAUGCUACUACUGCUCACCUUGCUCCUGGAUAGCUUGUCCCCCUUUCUCCAGCUGAAUUUUACCAGGAUAAACUGGGAGCUCACUACUGAAAAAAAUUAGGUUUUUCCCCCUCAAAUGUGAUACAUAAAUAUUUGAUUGUUGUUCUUAAAGAGACAAUCAUCCAUGCUGAGAGCAUGCAACCAGUAAAAGGAUUAUUUAAAGAAAAUAGGAACAUGAAAGAGUUGUAGGAAUAAAAUAGGAGGAUCAAGUUAAUGAAAUAAGUUGAUAGUCUUAUCACAUAGACUAGUUCCACUGAUUUUGCUAGGAAUAUGUAAAUACGAAUACUGCACAACUGAUUUUUCCCUUCCAAAGUCUCAAGCUGGAUUUAGUCAAUAUUAUUAUUUGAAACUGAGGGGGGGGGGACCACUUUCAAACCCAUAAAUUCAUAGUCAGGCACCUGUAAGGGAGUCGUAUUGCUUGGCAUCCAAGAAGAGAGGCACUCAAAACUCAGUGGCCACUUGUGAAAAUUUGCCUUCCUGCAGCUUUCCCAAGGAGAUACAGGAGGUUUAUGUCAGAUCUCCUGAGUCCUAAUACAGCCACUUUACUACAAGGCCAGCCUUCCUCUCCUCAAUAUGAUCUUAGAGCUUGUCUACCUAGGGAAAUUUUCUGGGAUAAGGUAGGGUGGGAAUUUAAAGCACAAUAGCUCUUCUGAUCAAUUUCCUCAUAUAGACCAGCCCUUAUUACAAGUCUUUCUGAGAUUUGAGUACUGUGUUCUAAGUCAUUUAUUAUGGUAGAAACAGCAUGUAAUUGAGAAUAAUUUUUCCAAGGACUUAAUGGCAGUAACUACAGUAUGUAUAGUAAUCUUAAAAGAAAAGCCAGUAAAAUAUCUAGAGGAAAAACAUUUUUAACCCUCUUACAGAAAUACAGGGUUGUGCACCUAAAGAGUUGUGAUGAAAGCAAAAGAUAGAUGCCUCCUAACAUUUUCUUUUCCUUUUAUUAUCACUGGUGACUCUCAGACAAUACAUUUUUCUCUUUCUGUUGUACCUGUUGCCUUAUCCUCUUGUCUCUCCUCAGGGAACGUAGUCAGUUUUGAGGAACCUAAUGAAAAAAAGUAAACUCAUGAGCUUUAAGGAGUUGUUGGGAAAAGUUUAAAAUUUCUGUGCAGAAGGCACGAAAAGGUGUAUUAGCAUCCUCAAGUGGAUUAAACUGGUCUGAGCCCAGGAAAUCCUGCAAUAUUCCACCAUCAUAAUAGAUAUGAGAAUUUGUUCAUUACAGUGCAUUUCCCAAUUCAACACUGAACUGAGUUAAAACAACCCCAGAAAGGAACAAAAGGACACUGACCCUGGCCUAGGAAUAGCAUGAUCCCAGCAGCAACAGAAGAAUGUGGGUUUUAAGCCUUCCCCAGAACUUUGUCAGAGGGAAUAGGGCUGGGUGGAUAGCAUACAGAGAUCCCAGCAUCUAACAGAGCUGAUGAUUUUGUUAUCAUGACUUUUAAAGUUGCAAAGCACUGUGCAAAAUUACUCCAAUAGCUGGAGCUUUAAGAGAAACAAGCAAUUAUUGCAAGACUUGCAAUGAAUUCACAGGAGUUGCCAACACUGAAGGUGCUGUGACAUCAAUUCCCCCCCCCCACCCCAAGGCCAUCCAGCUCUAUCUGCAAUGUGAUGCCCCAGCCUGCACCACAUUAUGACAAUACAGCUACCAGAGGUUUCAUGGAAGUAUAGAACAGGCCCUGGGAGGGUCCAUUUAUAAGAUUGGAAAUAUCUGCUAUACCAAGUCAUCCGUCUGGAUGUGGAGGUCUUUUGUGAGAGAGGAUAUUCAGCAUUGAUAAACGGAUUUGUGGAUUUGCAUGGGGUAAAAACAGAGCCAAAAAUAAACGUCUGAAAUUGAAUCUCAGCACUUGAAUGAUGGCUCCUCAGCUGUAUACACAUGCUUUCAAUAUCUCUCCAGUAGAGAAUAGGAGAUUGUGUAUAAAUGGAACACCAUGGAUUUGGCAUCUCUUGGAAGAAUGUGUGGAAAAUGCGUGGGAGUACUGGAGCGUUGUCAUAGGACUGAUUUCCAUUGUCUGUUUUCUGUUUGCUGCACUACCUCAACUUUAUGUUGCUUAUCAGAAUGGAAAAGUGGACCAAGCACUCUCUCUGGGCUUUUUGUUAUGUUGGAUCGGUGGGGACCUUACAAAUUUCAUAGGCUGUUACUUAACAAAUCAACUGCCAAUUCAGAUUGUCACUGCCAUCUUUUAUGUUAACAUGGACAUAAUUGUGAUCUCACAGUUUGCCUACUAUAAGCUCAAGAAUCAGAAGACGACAAAAUGCAGCAUAAACCUGAAGAAUUUCUGUGUAACCUGGGUCUUGAUGUGUAUAUCAUUGUGUGUAAUUUUACCCAGUCAGCUACUGCUACGAAACCAAGACCAGAGCACUGUGCUGGAAGCUAGCAAGAACACUCUUGGUAUGAUAGAAAUGUCAGGCUUCAUUUGUGGCUAUGUAUCUUGCAUGUUUUACUUGGGAUCUAGAUUUCCCCAGCUGUAUAAAAACUUCCAGAGAAGAUCCACAGAAGGCACAUCUUACCUGCUGUUUGCAUUAGCCAUGAUGGGAAACUGUACUUAUGGACUGAGCCUUGUUUUAAAGAUGCCUGCAGCUGAGGCUCUCAGAAACCUCUACUUUUUGCACCAUCUUCCAUGGCUCAUUGGGAGCUUUGGAGUUCUGUUUCUAGAUAUUUUUAUGACUGCACAAUUUAUUAUGUAUCGCAAGCAGAACAAGAGAAGACCCAGUUUAGUGUCAAUGGAAGUGGAACCGUUACUUGUGAACGAAGAGGAUUCCUAACAUCUCUAUAUACUGUUAUUUUUUUCAAUAAAGUUUACAUUUGGAGGACUUGAAGAUUUUUCACAGAGUAAAGAUUAAAAUUGCAUAGGGACCAAGCUUAUUGUCAGUGGCUUAUUCUUUGUAAUAUUGUGAAGAUACUACAAAGAAAAUAUUAUUUAAUGUUUACUGUAUUGUAAGUGCUAAGAUGGCACAUGUAAUCAACACAUUUUCUUCUGAAUUACCCCAGUUUAGUCUUUUGUCUCUUUCAGUGUGUUGUGUUCUACAGUGAGGAGUGCUUUAGAAAUACCUAGAAUAUAUAAUCUCAUGGUAUAUUCCAUAUUGUAAAAUAAUUCAGAAGUGUGCUGGAUAUACUGUUGUAAUUUAAUGCAGAUAUUUCUCAACACAUUCAUAGAUAUUAAGACCUAGCAAGCUGUUGCGGCAAAACGUAGUAUAACUAAACUGUAAAUGCUAAGGCCAUCUGAACAUUUUUAAUCCUGUCACCAUAUGUAAACAGCAGGUCUGUAUUUAGUAGAUACACAUAUAUAGCUCAUUAAUGAUAACAUGGAAAUAGGAAGUCACCAGCUGAAAUUCACCCAUGUGCCACAAGUGCUCACAAUGCAUAUAUAUCACUUAAGGACAGGUUUCAGAGUAACAGCCGUGUUAGUCUGUAUCUGCAAAAAGAAAAGGAGUACUUGUGGCACCUUAGAAACUAACAAAUUUAUUUGAGCAUAAGUUUUCGUGAGCUACAGCUCAUUUCACCGUAGCUCAUGAAAGCUUAUGCUCAAAUUUGUUAGUCUCUAAGAUGCCACAAGUACUCCUUUUCUUUUUGUAUAUCAGUUAAGGUUUUUUUAAGCCUUCAGAAUAGGGUGGUGCAUAGGCCUUGUGUGGGCUCUCCAUUCAGGGCUGAAUUUCAUCCACCUCAAGAGGAGAAUGAAGCCUUUAAAUGCCUUUAAUUGAGUGAUUUUAAUCCCAAGGCCAAAUUCUGAAUGCAUAAGCACAUGUAAUGGGUCUGUUCAUGUAAUUCCCAUUAAAAUAAUUGGGAGCCUCACACACAGUCCAGUACAGAAUUUUACUCUGUGCAUUUGUUCUCUUCUUGGUGUGUGCACGUUAUUUUCAUUAAGAUAAUACCUGUUUAGUACAUGUUAUGUGGAAUGUACUUAUAAAUUACUGUAUAUCUACAUUUGUACAACCUUCCUCUCUUUUCAGCCUUCUGCAUACAUAUGGUCUAAUAAUUAGAAAUUAGAGAUAAAAGACUGACUGCAGUUUUUUUUCCUAAUGCAGUAUUACUGGGAGGUACGUCUUUAAUUUUAUAUACUUUGAGCAAUAUAGACAAGGAAAAAAUAAAUCAUUUUGUCCAAAAUGUGUAUUGAAAAGUAACUAAACUUUUUGCUGACAAAAACUGCCAUAAGAUUGUCAACAAAAGAAUUCUCAUCAUUUUAAAAGUCUAAAUCUUGUGUCUCUUCAUACGGAUUAUUCAGAAUUUUCCUUUUGUAUAAAUUCUGAUAAUGUUAAAAGGGACACUUAAUUUGAAACGUAUCCAAUUUACAAAAUAAUAGUUUCAGUUAUUACAUCUGCCCCUGCGUUCCCCUGCUAAAUUUUGUGGUUUUACAUUUUCUAAAUUUUAAAUCCUUUUCUGUCUUGUGACACCUGUAUAAAACGAGAAAAAAAAUUAACUGUGGGGAUACAGUCUGUACAGUAAGUGUUGUCAAAUGUACAGACUGAAAAUAAAAAAAUAAUUGUUCACCUCUAUAACCUUUCACUAGAGUUUAAGUAUUACUUCUAAAACCAUGUUAAGGAUCAAAUAAUUUUUAAAUUAAAAUAUAAAAUAAUCUCCCAUUGAAGUUGGAAUGAUCUAAUCACUGCAGCAGUAUACUAUGUGAACAUUAUCUAAAUUCAGUGACCCCAUUAGAGCAAGUUAAAAUCAGUCAUUAGUCCACAAAACCUAAGACUUUGCAGAUAGUAUUAUAAUGUUACACGUUGUAGGUAGCAUCAAAUAGCAUUGUAUGUACCGUAAAUAGUUGCAACAGUUCUAUAUUGUGUAAUACUGAAUGUGAUACAGUAAAUAUUGACUGGUCAAUGUAAUUAACAUAUCUUUCUUACUCAGCAAUAAUUCUAGGGUUUCUGUUUGUGGUUUUAAAUUUGCCACAACAGCUAAGAAAUGCUGAAGUAGUGAGCAAGUGGAAUUAUCCCACUGAGCAUCUUGGAAGUAUUCCUCCAAGUGCUUUUAAGACAACAUACAUAGGGAGAACCUAUUUCCCCAUGGUAUUUCUCCCUCCCACCCCACCCCCAA
Messenger RNA from Dermochelys coriacea (leatherback sea turtle), 5682 nucleotides. Its product is annotated as lysosomal amino acid transporter 1 homolog. The transcript is spliced from 9 exons. Bases 2499 to 3413 code for a protein of 304 amino acids. Lineage: Eukaryota; Metazoa; Chordata; Testudines; Dermochelyidae. The record is from RefSeq and is a predicted model, not a curated record.